GGUGCAAAGGACAUGUUUCUUGCUUACCAGGAUAUGAGGGAGGCCAACUGGAAAAACUCAGACAAGUAUUUCCAUGCACGCGGGAACUAUGAUGCUGCAAGCAGGGGCCCUGGAGGCAGAUGGGCAGCCGAAGUGAUCAGCUAUUUCAUCUGUGGCAGAUUUGACAUGAUUUUAUUCCUCAGAAUAAAUCUAGUAAAGUAUUCAGAUGCUGAAGCUGACCAGGAAGCCAAUCGCUGGGGACGUAACAGCGGUGACCCCAACCGCUACAGACCGAAAGGCCUUCCCGAGAAGUACUGAAAAGAAGAUCAUCAGUGCGAUAGAAAAUGACUGAAAUCAUUUUACUGUAAUACUGCUUGAUUCAGUUUUGUAUAAAACCAUUUCAUUCUUUCUUUUUACAUCUUGACACUAUCCUUAAUU
Molecule: messenger RNA, 417 nt
Organism: Sinocyclocheilus anshuiensis
Lineage: Eukaryota; Metazoa; Chordata; Actinopteri; Cypriniformes; Cyprinidae
Product: serum amyloid A-5 protein-like
Exons: 2
Coding region: 13-297 (94 amino acids)
Cellular component (GO): extracellular region
Source: RefSeq, a predicted model, not a curated record